Ctenocephalides felis (cat flea) is the source of this 495-nucleotide messenger RNA. RefSeq names its product TPPP family protein CG45057-like. Gene Ontology annotation, cellular component: microtubule. Bases 1 to 495 code for a protein of 164 amino acids. Gene Ontology annotation, molecular function: tubulin binding. Lineage: Eukaryota; Metazoa; Arthropoda; Insecta; Siphonaptera; Pulicidae. The record is from RefSeq and is a predicted model, not a curated record. Gene Ontology annotation, biological process: microtubule polymerization; positive regulation of protein polymerization; microtubule bundle formation. The transcript is spliced from 3 exons.
AUGUCACGACUUCAACACCUUUUUGCAGCAUAUUCAAAAUUUGGCGAUACGAGAUCUAAUGGAGAAACUAUAACAUUAACUCAAUCUGAUAAAUGGAUGAAACAAGCAAAAGUUAUUGGUAAAGAGAUAACAACAACAGACACUGGCAUUUGUUUGGAAAAUUCAAGUUAUAAUCGUUCCAAAAUAAAAAAAAAAUCUCGAACUCUGACCUUCGAAAAUUACUUGAAGUUCAUAGAUGAUCUAGCACUGUCCAAAAAUGUUGAUUCCAAAGAAAUAAAAGCAAAAUUAAAACAUAGCGGUAUGCCUGGACUUGCAGCAGGUGCCACUGUAAAUAAACUAACAGACCCAUCAACUUACACUGGAACACAUGCCCAACGUUUCGAUAGAAGUGGCAAAGGUAAGGGCAAAGCAGGCCGCGAAGAUUCAACUAGCAACGACGGAUAUGUUCAGGGCUAUAAACAUAAAAAUACUUAUGAUAAAACUCACAAUAAAUAA